This is a messenger RNA of Pantherophis guttatus, 1052 nucleotides long. RefSeq names its product leucine rich repeat containing 18 (gene LRRC18). Lineage: Eukaryota; Metazoa; Chordata; Lepidosauria; Squamata; Colubridae. Gene Ontology annotation, molecular function: protein binding. The record is from RefSeq and is a predicted model, not a curated record. Gene Ontology annotation, cellular component: cytoplasm.
AAAUGCUUCCUUCCGAUGCCCUCCCCAGGCACAAAUAUCGGGGGCAGGCUGGGGGACCCCGGAGGACCAGGGUUCAACAUCAAGUACCACCUGCUGACUUCAACGGAGCACCUUUUCAUGCCCCCUGAGCUGCUGUGUUUUCAGUGAGAGGGAUGGCCAAGGGAGGAGCAAAACCCCCCAAGGGGAAAAAGGUCACCUUGAAGGUCGCCAAGACCUGCAUAAAGAUCACCUUUGAUGGGAAGCGCCGCCUUGACCUGAGCAAGAUGGGCAUCACGACGUUCCCCAGGUGCAUCCUAAAAUUGGAGGACAUCGAUGAGCUGGACCUCAGCAGAAACAUGAUUAAGAAAAUCCCGGAGGCGAUCGAUAAAUUCCAGAACCUGCGCUGGCUGGACUUGCAUAGCAACCAGAUCGAUAAGCUGCCAGAAACUAUAGGGAACUUACAGAACCUCAUUUUCUUGAAUCUCUCCAACAACAAGCUCACCGCCCGGAGCUUGCCCAUGGAGCUCAACCAGCUCAAGAACCUGCGAAAUCUUAAUAUUGGCCUCAACCACAUCGACAACCUCCCAACCACCCUGGGAGCUUUGAAGGAGCUCCAGGAAGUUGGGGUAUUUGAUAAUCUGCUGACACUGAUCCCGAACAGCAUCGCAAAGCUCCCUAAACUGAAGAAGCUAAACACCAAGAGGAACCCCUUUCCUGGACCCACCGAAGAGGAAAUCUUUAUUGAUAACAUCAAACGCCUUGAGACACUCUAUUUGGUAGAAGAGAAAGACCUUUGCCCCCCGUGCUUGAGGAAAUGUCAAGAAGAGAGGGACAAGCUCAACAAGCUGAAGAACACGGUGCCUGCCCCCCUCAGAAAGCCAAACUUUUCAAGCCUCAUGACCCCCAACUCCCUGGCAAAGGAGAACCAAGCCGAGUGGAGGUGAAGAGGGCGGCAGGCCCAUCCCCACCCUAACGACUCAGCAGUGCGGAGGGAGGUAUGUGGCCCAAUGGAGUGACUUCACCUCCCUUCCUUAGGAAUGAUCCCAACUAAUAAAACAGCUCUGAGUCACAUA